AAUAUAGCAAUGGAGUCAGCGCGCAUCUGAAACAAGAGCCUCGAGUGGUACUGUGAAUUUCCAGUCUGGAUUGCACUGCACUGAAAACAAGUGCACGCAGAUUUCAGCCAGUAAGGCCCACAGAAAGCUGACCGGUUCGAAAAGGACCACAACGUAACUACUGCCGAGUGUAGGGCAAGAAAAGGCAACAAAUUUCAUCCACUUCUUGAAGAAGACAUUGAAUACGACGGAGAUUCCAAAAUGGCUGGAUACUACCUUUCCCAGCGACUCACACCGUACGAAAGAAUGAUGAAUGAAGAACGGGGUCUCGGAAUGGCUGACCCGAGAGCCGAGAUCCACGAGAAAGUGCAGCAAGCAGGAAUCCCUCUUAUCCAGGAAAAUGACUACCAGAUCGUUGAGAACGGCCUGGUGGGAACUGGAACCUUUGGGAAGGUCUAUAAGGGCAAGUAUGAUGAUGAUGAGGUGGCUGUCAAGGAGAUUCAGAUGGGGAGGAAAGUCAAGCUGACGGACCACCAGAUCCGAGAAAUACAAAUCCACGGGCUGCUACCUGGUCACAAGAACGUCGCCAGUCUGCUCGCAGUGUCUAUCGGGAAGAAUCUGAGAAUGAUCUGCAACUUCAUCGACGGCAGAAGUCUGGACGAGAUCAUAUUCGAAGAGGACGAAAUUCCUAAACUCCUCAAGCCCGUGCAGAUCCCGGCCCAUGAGGAACCGUACGUGGCCCUGCAGAUAGCAGAGGGAGUGGCGCACCUUCACGACUGUGGCAUCAUCCACCGGGACCUCAAGCCCGAAAACGUCAUGGUUGAUACAAAAAGACACGCCUACAUCUGUGACCUGGGGACGGCCAAGGUUGAGCAGCACAACAACCUGUCCGUGAUAGAGAGCAUGAUAAAGCCGGGAAGUCCCAUCUUUCUCGCUCCAGAAUGCUCCGUGGACGGCCUGGACGCUGAUUAUUCUUCGGACAUUUGGUCCUUGGGUUGCACUUUGGCAGAGCUCUUCGCACGUGAAGAAAUCUGGGAGACGGAGGACAUCGAGUUCGAACUUAAGAGGAACCUUAAGGACAGGAAGGAACCCGACGGCUUGAAGGAUGUUAGGGAACCAUUCAACUCCCUUGUCAGGAAACUGCUAAGUUACGACCCGAAGAACAGAAUAACUGCCUUCGACGCCGUCAGGGAGUUGCAGAAGACGUUUGACUGGAAGAAGUACGAACAGUAUAAGGACCUCACCAGUAAGCCUGGAUUCAGGAAGAGGAGGGCUCUCAGUGCUCCAAACUAGAUAUACCAAACAGGGCUGGACUCUUGUUGAUAAGAUGGUAUAUUUACGUAUACAUUGAUUACUAGCAGCACGUACAGAAAACAUUGGAGCGUAUACGGCCCCGGUUCGCGUAUACAAAGAAUCGUCACGCCUGCAUUUUCGUCCACAUGUA
Molecule: messenger RNA, 1423 nt
Organism: Branchiostoma floridae (Florida lancelet)
Lineage: Eukaryota; Metazoa; Chordata; Leptocardii; Amphioxiformes; Branchiostomatidae
Product: serine/threonine-protein kinase TIO-like
Exons: 8
Coding region: 241-1272 (343 amino acids)
Biological process (GO): autophagosome organization; protein autophosphorylation; autophagy
Cellular component (GO): autophagosome; cytoplasm
Molecular function (GO): protein serine/threonine kinase activity; ATP binding
Source: RefSeq, a predicted model, not a curated record